GAUAACAGAUUGGGGUAUAAAAGUUUAGCUCGCAUGUCACGCCUUAUAGCAAGUGUACACGUUAUAUUUUUCUCACAUUAGUAGACAGACAAGCAAGAGAGAAUCAAACGGUGUCCUUGCCGAGCAGUGAACUACAACUACAAGACACAAGACAGAGAAGAUGGCGUUACGUCAUGGAGUCCUCUAUCUGGUCCUGCUAGCCGUGGUCCUAGUGGUCAGGGUGGAGUCCGGCAAGAACUGGGUCCUGAUAGUCGCCGGGGCCAAGGAUUACAACAACUACUUCUCUCAGGCGGACUCGUGCCACGCCUACCACACAAUGCUCAACAACAGCAUCCCCCCAGAGAAUAUCAUCCACAUGUCUUACGAUGACGUAGCUCACGACCCCCAGAAUCCCUUCCAAGGAAACCUCAUCAACGUCCCUGGAGGGCCGAACCUUUACCCUGGAUGUAAAAUGGACUACCGAAAGGAAGAAGUGACACCGGAAGUCUUCCUUAAAGUUCUCACUGGAGACAAGGAGGGUGUGAAGAAGCUGAUUGGACGAGACGGUAAGGUGGUAGACAGCGGUCCUGACGAUCACGUGUUCGUUACAAUGGUUGAUCACGGAGGUCCAGGGGUCUUCUGCUUCCCAGGUUUUGUUGAGCUGCACAACACUGACCUCAACAACGCCCUCAAGCAGAUGCACAGAGAGAAUAGGUACAAGGAGAUGGUGCUUUAUGUGGAGUCCUGCUACUCAGGGAGUAUGUUCGAGGGUAUUCUCCCGAAAAACAUAAAUAUCUACUCUACCACCUGCUCCAAUGCCCACGAGUCGGGAUAUAUGUGCUGCUGGGAUAAAACCCGUGAAGUGUACCUAGGCACUCAAUACGGCAACGCCUGGAUGUACGACACAGACAAGGCAAAUCUCCACAAGGAAACACUCUACCAGCAGUACGAAGUGGUGAAAAAAGCUUGCAACGUUUCAGGAACAGUGAGUCACCCUAUGCAGUACGGAAAUCUGAGCAUGAACAAAGAAGUCCUCGCUCAGUACCAGUCGAAAGCGGAGGGAUACCAACCCGGUGUCUGUCUCAAUACACUGGAAGCAGAUAAUACUCUGGGGCCAGAGUUCACCUUCGCCGGCAUUGACCUCAAUAACCCCGCCAUUGACAUGGUUCAAAUCGCCACCACGGCCCGUCGACUCAUCGAGUCACGUGAUCUCAGUGGUGAGAAGCAGGAAAAGCUCAAGGCCGACUUACGUCACAUGAUGCUGGUCAAGGAAAAAGCCGAGUCAUUGACCAAAGACCUGGUCAAGGCAGCCUUGUCCAGCCCCAGAGGUCUGACGGAGACCGACAUACUGACCGGCAAAGAGCAAGUAUCUAACUCUGAGUGUUACAAGACCGCCCUGGGCCUCUUCUCUGCCCGAUGUCCGGGCAUUAACAUGGGGAAGUACCCAUUCGCCAGGAGAAAUCUACAGGCCUUUAUCAACCUCUGCAACCACCAGCCCCAGACUGACGUCAUGAACGCCAUCAUGGAGGUCACGGAGAAAUACGGAAUUUGCCGAGCUCUGUAGACCCGUUGUAUUGAGUCGUUCCCAGUUCCCGACUGUAACCCCUUCCACUGAUUUCUACUUCUUUACCUAAAUUAUUUCUGAGUUGGUUAAUUUUUGUUGUUAGUAGCUUUUAUCUUUUUAAAACAGGUUUAAGUAACAAGAUGUUGUAAUGUACAGUGUUUCGGCCCUUUUCCUGGUCUAAUGUUGACACAUAUAUGGCAAUCUAAUUAUUUUGAAAUAAGGAGGGGAGAGGAUAGAGGAGAUGGUAGUUUUAAGGGUUGAAAACAAUGUAAGGUCCGUUUUAUUGGUGACACUUUUAGAUGUAAAAUACCGCCAAACCUUAGGAUGAGCAUAAAGAUAAUUGUAAUGCAGGGCUGUCUGUAUAAAAGGGUUAUAAUAUACUAUGUCAAUUAACCCGGAAUACCUAGUGUCAAAAUAAAUGGUUGUGAUGUUUGA
Messenger RNA from Aplysia californica (California sea hare), 1978 nucleotides. RefSeq names its product legumain. The transcript is spliced from 2 exons. The record is from RefSeq and is a predicted model, not a curated record. Gene Ontology annotation, biological process: vacuolar protein processing. The coding region runs from base 161 to 1543 and encodes 460 amino acids. Lineage: Eukaryota; Metazoa; Mollusca; Gastropoda; Aplysiida; Aplysiidae. Gene Ontology annotation, molecular function: cysteine-type endopeptidase activity.